This is a messenger RNA of Harmonia axyridis, 1094 nucleotides long. RefSeq names its product acyl-CoA Delta-12 desaturase. Gene Ontology annotation, molecular function: stearoyl-CoA 9-desaturase activity; iron ion binding. Lineage: Eukaryota; Metazoa; Arthropoda; Insecta; Coleoptera; Coccinellidae. The transcript has 5 exons. The record is from RefSeq and is a predicted model, not a curated record. Gene Ontology annotation, cellular component: endoplasmic reticulum membrane. The coding region runs from base 73 to 1050 and encodes 325 amino acids. Gene Ontology annotation, biological process: unsaturated fatty acid biosynthetic process.
AUGCGCGUUCAUUAGUGUUGCGCCCACUUUUGUAGUGAUAACUUGGGCUGGUUUUUCGCGUUUGGAAAAAAAAUGGCUAACGGUGAAAAAAAAUUGUCUACCAAACGGGAGGUCGAUUGGUUUAUGGUUCUCAUACAGAUGCAAGCCGCUUUUGUUAUAGUUAUUGGAUUGCACGUAUGCGUUUUUCAAGCACAGUGGAGAACGAUUUUUUUCAGUAUUGUCCUAGCUCUAUUUUCAAAUUUAGGUCUUACGGCUGGAGCACAUAGACUAUGGGCUCAUCAAUCUUACAAGGCAACUACAAAAUUGAAGAUAUUUCUAGCUUUAUGCCAUACUUUGGCUGGAACUGGCUCUAUUUACAAUUGGGCAAGGCUGCACAGACUCCACCACAAACAUUUUGGUACGGACCUCGAUCCAUACAAUUGCAGUAAAGGAUUCUACUUCGCCCAUGUCACUGGAUUCUGCUUCAAAUUGAGUGAAGCACAAGAAGAAGCCUUGAAUGAAAUAGACACAUCCGAUUUGGAAAAUGAUCAAGUUGUCAUGUUUCAACAUAGGUUCUAUUGGUAUUUGUACUUGAUCAUUGCAGUAUUAUUACCUGUAAAUGCACCUGCAGAAUAUUGGGGUGAGACUCUGAUGAACACAGUGGCCAUAGCUGGUUUUAUGCGGCUCGCUGUUGUUUUCCACUCCAACCUGUUGAUUUCCAGUGGUAGCAAACUAUUGGGUCUAGCUCCAGGUGAAAAAUUCCCUAGCGAUACCAAUCUAGUGUUCUUCUUCAACAAAACUCACUGGAUCUCCUACCAUUAUCUGGCCCCAUGGGACUACCAGACUGGAGAAUAUGGCAAAUACGGUGAAGAUUGUCCAACCAUUUUCAUCAAUUUGUGCGAAACUUUGAAACUAGCUUCGGAUUUGAAAACUGUCGACAGUAAUACUAUAAGAAAAGCUUUAGUGAAAUCAGUAGAUGAGAAAAAAACUUUCUCAGACAGUCUAUUCGAAUUGCACAAUGUAGAGCAGAAGACGAAAGACAACAUGUUCAGACCAACAAAGUUUUUCUGAAUGUAAACCUAUUUUUUUUUUUAAAUAAAUAUUUUUAUUUUUCA